Penicillium longicatenatum is the source of this 216-nucleotide messenger RNA. RefSeq lists its product as uncharacterized. NCBI's taxonomy places the organism in Eukaryota, Fungi, Ascomycota, Eurotiomycetes, Eurotiales, Aspergillaceae. The transcript has a single exon. The record is from RefSeq and is a predicted model, not a curated record. The coding region runs from base 1 to 216 and encodes 71 amino acids.
AUGGAAGCAGGCCUCAACAUCGUGGAAACGAUUGUUAUUCUUUGGGCAGCAUGCGGUAUUCUCUCCGGCUGCUUCACUUGCAUGCCAACCAAGAAGCUUUGGAUACCCAUCACGCCAGGCGCAUGCAUGGAUCUCGGGAAAAACUACUACGGUCUUCAAAUCCCCAAUAUUGCCACCGAUGCUAUCAUUCUCGUGAUGCCCAUGCACACUAUCUAG